Moneuplotes crassus is the source of this 848-nucleotide messenger RNA. Lineage: Eukaryota; Ciliophora; Spirotrichea; Euplotida; Euplotidae. The record is from the annotation of a GenBank genome assembly.
AUGAGGAGUCUUCGAGAUGAAGAGGAAUUUGAAGAGAACCUCAGUUCAGAUGUUAGUUCUCAGUGAGAGAGAAUCAGUUUUGGAGAUGCUAGGAUAUUGCCGCGUCAGAAACUAUUGCCUUUUGAGUCUCCAAGAUACUCUGAAAAUGAAUCUCAGGUAGAGGCUCAGAAUGAGGAUGAUGGUUUGGACAAAUGGCCUCCAGACUUUGAAAUUGCUGAGGAUCAUAAGAUAAUGAACCUUGCUGUUACUCAUGAUGUUGAAGAAAUCCAAAACGAUCCUGAAGUUAGCAAUGAUAAAAUCUACUGUAAAUGAUGUGGGAGGAUUCAAAAGAAGUAUGUUAGCAUGCUUCCUUUGAAUUGUGAUAUUCUGGAUCUUGACUUUUUAGGAAUAGGGUUUCCUUUAUAUUACCACUUGAAAUUGUUCACUAUCAGCUGCUUCGCUUUUAUUUCUAUUUUUGCAGGGCUACCUUGCUUUAUUAUCAAUCUAAAUCAAGACGGAAGGAGAGAGUGGGAUCCAAACUCAUCUUAUAUUGUUUCAACUUCAAUUGGAAACUUUGGAAACGAACCUGAUAGCUACUCAAAAAGUAUAAUUAUUUUACAAAUCUGUUUGAAUAUAGUUUGAAUCAUGUUUAUUUUUAUUAGCAGUAUCUUUAUGAGAGAUUACCAGAACUGGAUGAUAAGAGAAUUCGAUGAGAAGAAUAUUACUCCUUCCGACUUUGGAAUUAUGAUUAGCAAUAUUCCUAAAAACAAAAAGGAGCAUCAAGUUAGACAGUGGAUUAAAGAUCAUUUUGAACAUGAUGCUGAGAUUAUCACUGUGAAUUAUUGAUAUCUCUAAAAUUAUUAAUAAUA